UUGCUAUCUGCAAUCUCCGACGGGUUCUCCAGAGGCACUGCCUUUCGCCAUGGUGGAUGUGAGUCUGUGUAGCCACAUCAUCAUGGGCUUUGCCACCGUGGGCCGAGACUACAGCGUCGACCUCAACCCUAUCGGUGGCUACGAGGCACUCGCAUCCUUUGCUGAGUUGCGGAAGAGAAGGCCAUCGCUGAAACUCAUGAUAACAGUUGGAGGAGGAGCAGGUGACAGUAACUUCAAGGAAAUGGCUUCCACUGAGUCCAACCGCCAGAGAGCGGACCUGGAUGGGAUUGACCUGGACUGGGAGUACCCGGAGGUUGCCGAUGCUGCCAAUUUUGUGAGCCUUCUCCAGAAGCCUGAGAGUCACGGCCUGGGGCCUCGUGAGAUUUCGAUGUGGCAAGGGGAAAGCCCUGCGGCUCAUCUGGUAGUGGCAAGUGAUCUCGUUAAAGGUGGAGAGAAUGUGCCUGGAGCGGGGUGGGUCAGCCUCCGAAAAGGUCGGACCAAGCCCGUCGCCGGUCCCACCCGGCACACCGGCUUCCCAGUGCCCGGCGCGGCCGGCACGACCUCGCGCCUGGCCAUGGGCCAACUCAAUAGCGUUGGCCAGCCCCCCUACCUCGACGCCCUAGAAGCGUCUGCUGAACUUAAGAGGGAUCCUCAGCGUCCUCUUCUCUCGGCUGCUGUGCCUGCUCCAGUAACGUUGGUUGUCGGACGAUAUCGCAUUCCCGCCAUCGCUAAGUCCGUGGACUUCGUGAACCUGAUGACCUACGACCUGCACACGUAUCAGUGGUACACUCCCUUUGUUGACCACAACAGCCCACUGUUUCCGAGAGCUGGAGAGCUUCCCGUGCUGAAUAAGCUGAACUUGGCUUCAAGCGCCAACCUGUGGGCAGAAUUGGGCAUGCCAAAAUCUAAAAUUAUGGUCGGAAUACCGACAUACGGUCAUUCCUGGGUGCUCGCGAAUCCUUCGCACUGGAAGGUUGGGUCAUUGGCCACCGGACGGGGCAAACACGGUGGCGGUUAUGCAUCUGUUCCAGAGGCUCACGGUGCCGACAUGUGGGCAGUACUUGGUAUGCCAAAAUCGAAAAUUAUGGUCGGAAUUCCAACGUACGGCCUCUCCUGGAUGCUCGAGAAUCCUUUAAAGUGGGCGGUUGGGUGUUCGGCCACCGGACGUGGCAAACAUGGAGGCGGUUAUGUCACUUUUCCAGGGGUGUGCGCACUGCUCAAGGACGGCGCACAGCGAGAGUACGACGACGAAUCGAAAGUCCCAUAUCUGCACAAAGAAAAACUCUGGGUCAGCUACGACGAUCAGGCGAGCGUCGCACUCAAGAUGCCUCCGGCUGGCUUGUCAGUCUACCAAGGUUUUAGCCUAUACUACCUACAUUAG
Rhipicephalus sanguineus (brown dog tick) is the source of this 1381-nucleotide messenger RNA. RefSeq names its product acidic mammalian chitinase. Gene Ontology annotation, cellular component: extracellular region. Lineage: Eukaryota; Metazoa; Arthropoda; Arachnida; Ixodida; Ixodidae. The transcript has 9 exons. The record is from RefSeq and is a predicted model, not a curated record. Gene Ontology annotation, molecular function: chitinase activity; chitin binding. Gene Ontology annotation, biological process: chitin catabolic process; carbohydrate metabolic process. Bases 50 to 1381 code for a protein of 443 amino acids.